This is a messenger RNA of Oreochromis aureus, 2694 nucleotides long. Its product is annotated as beta-galactosidase-1-like protein 2. The record is from RefSeq and is a predicted model, not a curated record. Gene Ontology annotation, biological process: carbohydrate metabolic process. Bases 488 to 2287 code for a protein of 599 amino acids. Lineage: Eukaryota; Metazoa; Chordata; Actinopteri; Cichliformes; Cichlidae. Gene Ontology annotation, cellular component: vacuole. Gene Ontology annotation, molecular function: beta-galactosidase activity. The transcript is spliced from 19 exons.
CACUGUAGUAGUCGCGUUUCAUUGGACUUUUCGGACUCGGACGCUCGCUUCUCAUAGGUAUAAGAAGCUUUAUUUUGUAGCACGAUCAGAAAAAUACUUGAAUUACUCAUAGCGAAUUCAUUAUUUUUUAAUAAUUAAUUCCGGAAGUACGAAUGCUGGCGUUAUCAUGGAAUUCUUCACAGGUUUCACGAAACUGCGUUAAGCUAGCAAUAUCCUUAGUUCAUAGACUCGUCUGUCAGGCUCCAUGCUGGAAGGAGAAGACUCGGAAGACUAAACUGUGGAAAUAUGGCUUUUAAAAGGCGUUAACACAAUAAAGUUCAGCGUGCUGUCAUUAAUGUAUUGUUGUUACCAAUGGAAAGCUCAGUGUUUGGUCUUCGUCUAUCCUUGAAGCAACGAUAUUUUCUUCUACUUUGCGUCGCUGCCGCGGGAAUAAUUGUGUAUCGCUUUGCAAGUUUUGCCUCUUAGGAACCACCCUGAAACAAGAAGAAUGAACCGCGUGGAGGGCCUGAGAGCCAACUCUUCUCAGUUCACUCUGGAGAGAAAACCUUUCCUCAUCCUAGGAGGCUCCAUUCAUUACUUUCGUGUCCCAAGAGCUUACUGGGAGGACCGGCUGCUGAAGAUGAAGGCCUGUGGCCUUAAUACUCUCACUACGUAUGUUCCCUGGAACCUGCACGAGCCGGAGCGCGGGGUGUUCAAGUUUGAGGAUCAGCUAGAUUUAGAAGCCUACCUACGUCUUGCAGCCAGCUUGGGCCUCUGGGUGAUUCUGCGACCAGGGCCUUACAUCUGUGCUGAGUGGGACUUAGGGGGACUACCCAGCUGGCUGCUACGGGAUCCCCAGAUGAAACUGCGAACAACCUACUCUGGAUUCACUUAUGCAGUCAACUCCUUUUUUGAUGAGGUCAUAAAGAAAGCCGUCCCACAUCAGUACUCCAAGGGUGGCCCGAUUAUAGCAGUUCAAGUGGAGAAUGAAUACGGCUCCUAUGCUACAGAUGAAAAUUACAUGCCCUUCAUCAAGGAGGCGCUAUUGUCAAGGGGUAUCACAGAGCUGCUGCUGACCUCAGACAACAAGGACGGGCUGAAGCUUGGAGGAGUGAAAGGAGCUCUGGAAACCAUCAAUUUUCAAAAACUGGACCCAGAUGAAAUCAAGUAUCUGGAACAAAUACAACCUCAGCAACCUAAAAUGGUGAUGGAGUACUGGUCUGGCUGGUUUGAUCUCUGGGGCGGGCUCCAUCAUGUUUACACUGCUGAAGAAAUGAUACCUGUGGUGACCGAAAUCCUUAAGCUGGACAUGUCCAUCAACCUUUACAUGUUCCACGGGGGGACGAAUUUUGGCUUCAUGAGUGGGGCCUUUGCUGUUGGACUACCCGCACCUAAACCCAUGGUAACAAGCUACGAUUACGAUGCUCCAUUAUCCGAGGCUGGGGAUUACACCACCAAGUACCAUCUUCUGAGGAAUUUAUUCAGCCACUACCACACUCAGCCUCUCCCUGAACUGCCCUCUGUUCAUGAGCGGAGAGCAUACCAGCCCGCUGUCAUCCAGCAGCACAUCUCUCUGUGGGACAGUCUGCGCUUCACUGACAAGCCUUUCAAGUCGGAGAGGCCGGUGAACAUGGAGAAUCUCCCAGUGAACAAUAACAAUGGUCAGUCAUAUGGCUACACGCUCUAUGAGACCACCAUCACCAGUGGCGGAGCUCUCAAGUCGCAGAACAAUGUCAGAGACAGAGCUCUGGUUUUUGUGGAUAAACAUUUUGUAGGUGUUUUGGACUAUACGGUGCAAGAACUUGCCGUACCUGAUGGGAAGGGAAAAAGAACUCUGGGCUUACUGGUGGAGAACUGUGGAAGAGUGAAUUAUGGAAAAACCCUGGAUGAACAGCGUAAAGGUCUUGUUGGAGAUAUUCUGCUAAACGAGCACCCCCUCCGAGACUUCAAUAUUCACAGUCUGGAUAUGAAGCCUGCCUUUGUAAACAGACUCGAGAGUGCAGGUCACUGGAUGUCCAUGCGCCAUCAGCCCUCCUUCCCGGGGUUUUUCCAGGGCAGACUCUAUGUGAAUGGCUCACCUCAAGACACCUUCAUCAAACUCCCUGGUUGGAGCAAAGGUGUUGUGUUCAUCAAUGGCAAGAAUCUGGGACGUUACUGGUCCACUGGUCCUCAGCAAACUCUCUAUGUCCCAGGACCCUGGCUUCACAGGGGUGACAACCAGGUCACAGUGUUUGAAGAGCAGGAAACAGAUGGUAAGAUCCAGUUUGCCAGCAGCCCAGACUAUGGCAUGACUAUUGAUGUCCAGUGAGGAGAACAAGAGGGAAGGGUGGAUUAAGAGAGGAAGAGAGAGGAGGAUGGGAGGAUAGCGUGGGAGGACACGACCGCUGUGAGCUGCACCGACGCCUUGCUGCAACUCAAAAACACUCAAGACUGACACGUCAGUGAACACGACAUCAGCAAUGCAGCCGUGUAACCAACAUCCUCACAGCAGUUUCUCAUUACUGAGUGUGUUUGCAGCUUUAUGUUUUUAAUUUAUUUUCUUAACAGCUUUAACCUUAAACCCUGAAAUGUAAUUGGAGAUCAAGAAACGGAAGGAGAGUGAACUUGAUUAUAAUAAAUGUUCUUCCUCUGAAAGACUUAAUUUAUUGCUUGCAUCCAGACUGUAUAAAAACAAUGUGUGAAUAAAGAGUUGUUUGACCUCUCUGCCACUAACCA